UAAACUGAAGCAGCAAGGAGGAGGAGCUGAAAAUCGGAGAAGGAAGAAGCUAUGCUCCGUUCAGCUUUGCUUUCGGCCCCCUACAAUUUUUUGCCGGUUCGAGUGAGAACCGGCACGUGCCAUUCCUUCGCUCUCGCACGUGCCUCUCAGGCUAUCAGCUCCCCACUCUUUUCGCGCUUCGGUCUCCACUUUCAUCGGUUCCGACAACCCCGUGUGAUUUUACGCGCCGCGCGUCGUUCCCCUGUCACAUCUUCGAGGAGGCGACGGCGUCGUGGCACGAAAACGAACGACGAUAAAUUCGAUUACUACGACGACGACGAAGACUUUGAGGACGAUGAUGUAGUUUUGGGCGUCGAUAAUGAGUACUACGACGACGAUGAUGUUGAAGAUGAAGACGAAGAUGAAGAAAGUGGUGAUGAAGAGGGAAUGAUGCCGUUUGAGAAGAUGAGGAAGUGGUUGAAGCACAAACCCAGAGGGUUCGGUGAGGGGAAAGUGUAUGAUACUUCCGUUGAGGACAAGCUGCUCGACGAAAUGCGUCAGAGCAGAGAAGCACAAGCUGCUAACUUGAAGAAGCUCAAAAGCGGUGUCGUUAACUUCAAAAACAGUGAAAAAAAGAAGAAAGAUGCCCAAGUUGUUCCGAUUGGUGGUCGAGUGCGCUUGGUGAAUCUGCCGAAAAAGAAGAACAUUCAUAGGGAUUUGAAAUCUGCAUUUGAAGGGAUUCCAGGCAUAGUGAAUAUCGUCCCGGCAGUUAUUGGAAACAAGAAGACACGGGACCCUAUUUGCAAGGGUUUUGCUUUUGUUGAUUUCAAGUGUGAAGUAGAUGCAGUUAGGUUUAUAGAGCUAUAUUCUGGACAAAGUAUUGCUUUUGGCAAGAUUCAGAAGCCAAUAAAAUGUGAAUUUGUAAAUGCACAUUCUUCCUCUCCUGUUUCUCUGAAAUCAAGUGCAAAUCUUAACACUACUCCACUUCUCAUGGUCUCUGGUGUUGAAGAGGACUCAAAUGAGGUUUCGAACGUGAAGGAUUCUGCCCUUAGUUCUUGGGAUGGGACCACUUCGGAUGAUUCAGAUGAAGCAGACAAUCAAAUAUACAGAGAAGGAGAAGAAGAGAGUUCUGGAGAGGAACCUGAUUCUGCCACUGUGUUCAAAGGAGAUUAUGAUGAGAGUGAAGAGGAUGAAGAAGAGGGUUCUGUAGGGGAUCAGGUUGCUGCCACAGCUUUCAUGACAGAUUAUGAUGAUAGCGUAGAAGAAGAAGAAGAAGAAGAAGAAGAAGAGGGUUAUGUAGAGGAUCUGCAUGCUGCCACGGCUUUCAUGGCAGAUUCUGAUGAUAGUGUAGAAGAAGAAGAUGAAGAGGGUUCUGUAGAGGAUCAGGAUGCCGCCACUGCUUUCAUUGAUGACGAUGAUGAUGAUAGUGUCGAAAUGCAGAUCAAUUCCGAAAUUGGCUCACUUUUCUUAGAGCAGAUAGACAGAAACCCUACAGCUGAACCAAAUUCAUCUGCUGAUGUUGGACAAGAGAGCGCGCAGAAGAAGAAGCGAGCUAAGAAACGGAAAGGCAAGAAGGUUCCGAAGUUAGAUGUUCCUGGAUCCGCAAAGAGGUUAAAGAUCAAGGAAAAGGCUGUACUAAGUGAUGUUUUCGCCAAGUAUGGAUCAAAAGCUGCCGUAGCUGCUUCCAAGGAAAGUUAGUACUAUGCCAAAUUCGGGAGAUUUGCAAGGCUAAACCCAUUAUCCAGCAUGUUGGAAAUUGAGAAUCAGAACUAAAAAGCCACAUUGCAUGCAAAUGGACUUUCUAGCUGGCCAUAAAUGCCAGUUUUUGGAUCAGCGUACAAUUAAACAGUUCUGUAGUAACAUAGGGGCAGCAUUAUUUCUAUGAAUGCCAAAUCAUUCUUUAUUAAUAUCA
Messenger RNA from Arachis duranensis, 1891 nucleotides. RefSeq lists its product as uncharacterized. Gene Ontology annotation, molecular function: RNA binding. NCBI's taxonomy places the organism in Eukaryota, Viridiplantae, Streptophyta, Magnoliopsida, Fabales, Fabaceae. The coding region runs from base 52 to 1677 and encodes 541 amino acids. The transcript is spliced from 4 exons. The record is from RefSeq and is a predicted model, not a curated record.